Messenger RNA from Lolium rigidum, 1456 nucleotides. RefSeq lists its product as uncharacterized. Lineage: Eukaryota; Viridiplantae; Streptophyta; Magnoliopsida; Poales; Poaceae. Bases 1 to 1182 code for a protein of 393 amino acids. Gene Ontology annotation, molecular function: double-stranded DNA binding. The record is from RefSeq and is a predicted model, not a curated record. Gene Ontology annotation, biological process: regulation of DNA-templated transcription; chloroplast organization. The transcript has a single exon. Gene Ontology annotation, cellular component: chloroplast.
AUGUUCGCCUCUUUCUGCCGGCGGCGGCUCCUCCUCCACAUCCGCAAGAUCCCCGGCGGCGGCGGCACAAACCCCCUCCAGUCCAUCCCUGGAGCCAUUCAUCUCACCCACAGUUCCUCCUUGACCGCCGUCUCCUCUGCACCCAACUCCGAACUCUGCCCAGCCACCGUCUCCUACCUCAUCUCCUGCGGCCUCUCCCCCGCCGCCGCCGCCACCGCGGCGACCACUCAGAAGACCCGCAUCCUCUCGACCGACAAGGCCGACGAUGUGCGUGCCCUCCUCAGAGACUACGGCUUCACCGACGCGGACAUCGUCCGGACGCUGCGCGGCGCCGCGAAGCUCCUCAUCGCCGACCCCGAACGGAUUCUCCGCCCCAAGCUCGCCUUCUUCGCCUCCCUCGGCUUCGAGCCCCGCAAGCUCGCCCAUUCGCCGUCCCUCCUGGGACGCAGCCUCGACAAGCACCUCGUCCCCUCCAUCCAGUUCCUCCGCGACACCAUCGGCACCGACGACCAGCUCCGCAUCGCUUUCCACCGCAAACCCCGCGCCCUCACGGUGGAUCUCGACAACAACAUGCGCCCCGCCGUGGAAGCCCUCCGCCGCGGCGGCCUCGCCGAGGCUGCCAUUUCGAAGCUCCUCGUCAUCGAGCUGGCCGUGCUCAUGUUGUCACCGGAUCGGAUAAGCAAAAUCUUCCAGGACCUCAAAGAGAUCGGUGUGUGCACCGCGGACUCACGCUUCGUCUACUGCUUCGGCAUGAUGUGCACCGUUAAGAGAGAGACCUGGCUUCGGAAGCUCUCAUUGUACACAAGCUUCGGGCUGUCGGAGGGCGAGGUGUUCAACGCCUUCAAGACCCAGCCCAGGAUACUGAAUUUGGCCGAUGAGACCAUAGAAAAGAAGGUCCGCUUCUUGCUGGACGAGCUCAAGCUUGGAAUACAUGAUAUAAUGUCGCGGCCUGUGAUUCUAUGUUAUAGCUUGGACAAGUGCAUCAUGCCAAGGUGCGCAGUGCUCAGCGUGUUGAUGAGGGAGGGUAAGAUCCAGAGAGAUGUCAAGUUACUGCAGGCAUUGCUGGGUAAUUCCAGGGUUUUCUCCACCAAAUAUGUAUUCAAGCAUGCUGACAAGGUGCCAGAUGUUGUUAAGGCAUAUGAGGGUAAGAUCAAAUUUGAAGGAUUUGGAUGUAACAGAUGACUUGCUCAAUAGGCCGGUCUUGUCAAACGGUAUAACCCUAGAUUACGCUUAUGUUCCUACUGUCACUGAUUAAAUUUAAAGUCAUGACCCAUGAUUCUAACUCUGCUUCAGAGGACAAUUUUCCCCCGUAGAUGGUCCAUGUGUACUCAGUAUCAUCUACAUUGCUAGUUUAGCAGCUGCUAUUUUGCGUCCUGUAACCUAUUAAAAUCUACAAGUGUAGUAGAUGAUUGUGCCUUGAUACUGAAGCGUAGCAGCUGCUACUGAAGUUCCUUCA